AUGAUUUUCAAUUUGUUCAUCUAUCUAUUACUAUCAUCAUAUCUAUCUAUCUAUCUAUCUGUUUGCAUUUCAAUUUGUUUAUUAUCUAUGAUAUUCAAUUUGUUCAUUUCAUCUAUCUAUCUAUCUAUCUAUCUAUCUAUCUAUCUAUCUAUCUAUCUGUUUGCAUUUCAAUUUGUUCAAUAUCUAUCUAUGAUAUUCAAUUUGUUCAUCUAUUUAUCUAUCUAUCUAUCUGUUUGCAUUUCAAUUUGUUCAAUAUCUAUCUAUGAUAUUCAAUUUGUUCAUAUCUAUCUAUUAUUCAUCUAUUCAUAUAUCUAUCUAUCUAUCUAUCUAUCUAUCUAUCUGUUUGCAUUUCAAUUUGUUCAAUAUCUAUCUAUGAUAUUCAAUUUGUUCAUCUAUCUAUCUAUCUAUCUAUCUAUCUAUCUAUCUAUCUAUCUAUCUGUUUGCAUUUCAAUUUGUUCAAUAUCUAUCUAUGAUAUUCAAUUUGUUCAUCUAUCUAUCUAUCUAUCUAUCUAUCUAUCUAUCUAUCUAUCUAUUCUUGUCUGUUCUUAUCUAUCUAUCUAUCUAUCUAUCUAUCUAUCUAUCUAUGAUUGCAUUUCAAUUUGUUCAUUAUCUAUGAAUUUCAAUUUGAUUAUUAUCUAUCUAUCUAUCUAUCUAUCUAUCUAUUUCAAUUUUUUUAUUAUCAGUCUAUCUAUCUAUCUAUGCAUGCAUUUCAAUUUGUUCAUUAUCUAUCUAUCUAUCUAUCUAUCUAUCUAUCUAUCUAUCUAUCUAUGA
Molecule: messenger RNA, 771 nt
Organism: Acanthosepion pharaonis
Lineage: Eukaryota; Metazoa; Mollusca; Cephalopoda; Sepiida; Sepiidae
Source: the annotation of a GenBank genome assembly